AAAGGAAAAGCUCUGACCCACAUUGGGUCAAAACUCACAGAACAACAUUUUUAGACCACUGCAGCAAGCAGAGAAGAGUCCACAGUUCAGCAUGGAAUUUUCUGCCCACCGGAUUUUGUUUGCAGCACUGUCAUGUCUCCUCUGCAUGGGAGGUGAAGUGCGUUGUGACUGCACAGAAACAAAUGUUCAAAUAGAAGGAGGUCAUUACACACUGACCAAGCAGCUGCAAAGAGGCAGCCAGCUGAUCUACCACUGUCCAGAAGGCUCCUAUCCAUUUCCUGCUUCUUCCCGCCUCUGCCAGCCUAAUGGCGAAUGGAAACCUAGAUUCAAAAGAUUUUCACCCCAGCGAUGCAGGUUGGUUGAAUGCCCUGACCCCAGUGUGCUGGAGUAUGGUAAUGUCUCCCCUCUUCAGGAGAAUUACUUUGUCCACAAUGUGACGACUUAUGAAUGCUAUUCUGGGUACUCACUACGAGGCUCACAGGCACGUACCUGCUUACCAAACGGCAAGUGGAGCGGCUACACUCCCAUCUGCGGUAGCGACUCAGGAGAUACUUGUGCAGAUCCUGGUGUACCAGCUGGUGCCUCAAGAACAGGCAACACAUUUGGAAUCGAUGACACUGUGAGGUACAGCUGCAACGGCAACCUGUUUUUGGUGGGGUCAAGUGAGAGAGUGUGUCAGGAGAACGGCCAGUGGACCGGCAAUGAACCAGGGUGCUACUAUAAGUACACCUAUGAUACUUCACUGGAGGUUUCACAGAAAUUUGGCGGUGCGAUCACAAACAGCCUCACUUCUAUACAGUCAGUGACUCCAGAUGACAACCAGGAGGCAAGGAUUAUCAGUUUGAAUAGAAGUGGGAUUCUUGACAUCUACAUUGCAGUGGAUAUUUCCGAGAGCAUCACCGAGAAAGACUUUUUAGAUGCGAAGCAAGCCGUCAUGUCCCUUAUCAGAAAGAUUGCUUCUUUCAGUGUGUCUCCAAACUAUGAAAUCGUCUUUUUCUCCUCUCAAGUCUAUGAAGUUUCCAAUAUUCUUGAUUUUUUGGAUGGAAAAGCUGUACAGUCAGAUGUCAUGACUAAACUGGAAAAUUUUAAAGUAGGCGACAGAAACACUGGAACUGAUCUGAACCUUGCCUUUAAGACCUUCUUGGAGCGAAUGGCCAUCAUCAGGCAACAAGUGGGAGUGGACCGUUUUAAACAACGUCGUCAUGCGCUUAUCGUUUUUACUGAUGGUGCUUAUAAUAUGGGCGGUUCGCCUGCACCCACUGUGAAGAAGAUAAAAAAUAUGGUUUACAUGAAUCACACAAGUGAUCAGGAGGCCAAUUCCAGAGACGAGUUUCUUGACAUUUAUGUUUUUGCCAUUGGAACAGAGAUCCUUGAUAGUGACCUGCAACCACUCGCAACAGGGCUGGGUGGUCAACACUACUUCAGAAUGAAGUACAUUAAAGAUUUACAAGAGACAUUUAAUCAGAUAAUUGAUGAAGAAGCCGUGAAGGGCUUGUGUGGUCUUCACAAGGAGUUUGACACGGGUAACAAGAGGCAUAGGUAUCCAUGGUCAACAUUUGUUUCUGUCCAGAAUGAGGCCACCUUUAAGAACUGCCUCGGCUCUAUGGUGACUCCUCAGUUUAUCCUGACUGCGGCUCACUGCUUACCAUUUGGAGUUUUGCCUGAACAUGUCACUAUUGAAAUUGGAGAAAAGAUAGUGAAAGGAGUUAAAAAUUUCACAAUACAUCCAAAAUACAAUGUUAAUGCUAAAGAUCCCCUUGUGAAAGAGUUUUAUGACUAUGAUGUUGCUCUCAUCCAACUGAAGGAUUAUAUUGAGAUCUCCAAUGUAAGUAGACCUAUUUGCAUACCCUGCACCCAAGAGACCAGUGAUGCUCUGCAACUUUCUGGUGAAACAACCUGCAGACAACAAGAGCAGCUUCUGUUGAAGACUCAUCUCGAACGACUCAGUUUUCUGUCGAAACGUGGAAUUACCGUCAAUGAAAGAGACAUCCACGUAAAGCUCGGUGACAAUAGAUAUGAGUGCAUCAGACAUGCAGUGGAUGCAGAGGGCAUUGAAACGGAUAAUCCAACUGAUGCAGUGACAGAUAACUUUCUGUGCAGUGGUGGCUUGAAUCCUUACAGAGAUCAUAUAGCAUGCAAAGGUGACUCUGGGGGUGCUGUGUUUAAGAACUAUGAGCAUCGCACAAUACAGCUUGCUGUGGUCAGCUGGGGAACACAGGAUGUCUGCAAUUUAAAUAAUGGGGAGUCUGUUGAAAACUCCAGGGAUUUCCAUAUAAAUCUUUUCAGAGUCGUUCCUUUCCUCAAAUCGAUCCUUGGAAAUGAUGACCAGAAUGAAUAUGAACCACUUCACUUCUUGAAGAAAUGAAAUGUGUUCACAUGACAUUAUGUGCUUUGCUAUUUCAUUUGUGAAUACUUCAUAUGUAAAAAAAUGCCUUAUGCUAUUUUUUGGUUGAUCCAAUAACUGUCAAUAGAAGAUUAACAUGAAAUGGCACAGUCUUCACCAUGUAAAGUAUAAAGCAUUCUUAUUUUUUAAAUGAACAAUUGUACUGAAGACGGUCAUGCUGUGCUGUCCUAAGUUGAAGUUUAAAACAUUUAAGAAUACUUCUUGAGGCUAAAAUCCCACUAUGUGAAGAAAUUAAAAAAUACUAUUGAA
Molecule: messenger RNA, 2653 nt
Organism: Cheilinus undulatus (humphead wrasse)
Lineage: Eukaryota; Metazoa; Chordata; Actinopteri; Labriformes; Labridae
Product: complement factor B-like
Exons: 19
Coding region: 92-2365 (757 amino acids)
Biological process (GO): proteolysis; complement activation
Cellular component (GO): extracellular region
Molecular function (GO): serine-type endopeptidase activity
Source: RefSeq, a predicted model, not a curated record